GACCUGCGUGACGUCAUCGAGUAUGAAGGCAGGAAAGUGCGUUUGACAUCCAAAUAUUCUUCAAAACUGUGAUCAGUGCACGGAUACAAAUAUGUGUGGCUUCGACAAACAGAAGGGUCCUGGUAGGCUGAUGAAGAAAGGACUCACUCUCAUUGUAGUUGGUCAUGUUAAUUUCAUCCUGGGUGCCAUAGUUCAUGGCAGUGUGUUACGACACAUUUCCAAACCCAGCAAUGAGAUCUCAACUGAGUAUACUGUAUCAAACAUCAUCUCUGUCACCUCGGGACUGCUGAGCAUUGCAAGUGGAAUUGUCGCGAUAUUGGUGUCCAGGAAUAUUACCAACUUGAAGCUACACAUCGGUCUGUUGGUGAGCUCAUGUCUGAACGCCCUGCUCUCUACAGCAUGUUUUGUGGGGCUGCUUUUGGCAAUCAGCCUCACCAUUUCAGGUGAUGGAUCCGUCCUCAUGAAAGGAUGCAAUUCCACUAACAUGCCCGUGAAUGCACGGUCUCCGAUCAUCGUUAACUGCCCUUUCGAUGCCACCCGCAUCUAUGACACAACUCUGGCACUGUGGUUCUCCUGUGCUGGGUUUACUGCCAUAGAGGCCGCACUGUCUGUGUGGUGUUUUAUCGUGGGUCUCACUUUAAGAGGCAUCGGACCCUGUGCUCAUACUUACAUCCGAGAGCAGCUGGAAGAGGAAGCACUGGCAUCAAGGGGAAAGAUGGAUCCGGACCACACAACUCAAGGCCAACAUCUUAUUGGACACCAUUCUGCCAGUGCUUAGAAUUGAGAAUUAUCGAAAAUUAAGGUGGAACUUUUACACUGGUUUUUGAACACUAUUGCAUUCAAAGUAAUCAUAAAGAUAUUCCAUAAUGUGUAUGAUUCUAAACUUGCUGUAUUACUUGAUGGUGAUAUUAGUUGCAGUUUUUUUGUUGUUGAUGUUUUGAAGCACUCCAGUACACUGAUGUUGUCAUACAGACUAUAUCAGUCAGUUGAACUUGUUUGACAUUUGUUUUGACAUAUUUUAAGUUUGCUUAUGUGAGCUUGCACCACUUAUCAUUGUAACAACCUAAAAACAUCAUAGUCUAUACUGACUGUGUUGUGUCCUAAACUGUAGAUAGGGUUACAUGUUUGCAGUUCUUGUUUACGUCAAAACUUCGAAGCACUGGCACACUGUGGUAUGUGUAAUUUCAAAAAUAUGUUGGUCAAAAGCAAUCAUUCAUAUCGAUUUUUAUAUAGUAUGUUACUUUGUUACUUUGAAUGUCAACAACACCAAAUCUAAUGUUUUGGAAAUACCUAUUGUGCCACAAAGCGAACUUUUAAUAGCUAAUAGUAGCCGUCAAAAUUCCAGCAUGCAGGAGAGAGUGUGUCAGCAUGAUGAGUGAUAUGUUAAUCCGGGUUGGAAUUAAUGAUGCAGAUUAAAUCUCACACGACGAGAGAAAUCCUUUCAUCACACUGGAUUAAAAUCAAUAUUGACAAAAAGAUGUGACUGACACUGUCAAAACAAAGGGAUUUUUUUUUUCUGUUUAAGACGUAUUAUAUUUCAUUUCAGUGGUCUGUGUGUUUGUUUAGAGAGAGCUGUAGUUUUUUCAUCCUUUGAAGGAUUACUGAAAGUCCCUCAUUUCAGUGCAGUCUCCAUCACAUUGUAUUACUUUUUAAUUCUACUUUUAUGAAUGUGUUUGUAUUGUUUUUAAUGUAGAAUUCAUUUGAAUAAACACAAUACAACA
Myxocyprinus asiaticus (Chinese sucker) is the source of this 1721-nucleotide messenger RNA. Its product is annotated as keratinocyte-associated protein 3. The record is from RefSeq and is a predicted model, not a curated record. NCBI's taxonomy places the organism in Eukaryota, Metazoa, Chordata, Actinopteri, Cypriniformes, Catostomidae. The transcript is spliced from 6 exons. Bases 92 to 778 code for a protein of 228 amino acids.